Emericellopsis atlantica is the source of this 2193-nucleotide messenger RNA. Its product is annotated as mitochondrial carrier domain-containing protein. Lineage: Eukaryota; Fungi; Ascomycota; Sordariomycetes; Hypocreales; Bionectriaceae. The transcript is spliced from 3 exons. Gene Ontology annotation, cellular component: mitochondrion; mitochondrial inner membrane; COG complex. Gene Ontology annotation, molecular function: glycine transmembrane transporter activity. The record is from RefSeq and is a predicted model, not a curated record. Gene Ontology annotation, biological process: glycine import into mitochondrion. The coding region runs from base 1 to 2193 and encodes 730 amino acids.
AUGGCGGAAAUGUUAGCAGAGCUACUGGAUGUCCAGCGGGUGGCGUCCGACAAAGAUGCAUUGGAGUACCUCGCUCACCUGGCUGAGCAAUCGGUCGAAGCUCUGCGAUCAUCCGAGCCACAACGGCUAGCUCAAGCAUCGCAUACAAUGCUGCUGUCCACACAGAGCUUGUCUAAGCGAUCUUACAGGCCUAUCGUCAACUCGGCUACAACUCAUGCCUCUUUGAAGAAGAGUCUUCCGACUGUUGCUCACAUAUCGGCCGAGCUGAGCCAAGCGGUUCCGCGGCUUGAUUCACAGGCUGAGCACUUCUCAGAUUCGUUCGGAAAGGCAAUGGGAAACACCACUUUGGUCAAGAGGAAAGAGGCUUUGCGACUUUUGCACAAUUCAGAAAGGCUGGUCGACGUCAUGGAGCUACCUCCACUCCUCACAUCCGCCAUGUCCGCAAACCCGGUCAACUAUGCAUCGACUCUUGACCUCUACGCCCAUAUCCGCCGGCUUGCCUCACUCUAUCCCGAAUCGCCUUUGAUCACAUCAAUCCUGAGGGAAGCGGACACCGCAAUUCGUCGGAUGGCAUCAGAUUUAGUCGGUGCCCUCAAAGCUCCGAAUCUGAAGCUCGCAGCUGCAUUGCGGACAAUUGGUUGGUUGAAACGUCUGAUACCUGACCUUGUCUCGGACGUAUCGCCUCAAGAAUCUCUACCGCCUCUGUUCCUGGUUUGUCGGGUGGCCACGCUUGUCUCGUUGCUCGAUGCAUUAGGACCCCUGCGCGAGUUGGCCGAUGAGGAGAGGUUACGCCAGGGUAAAUCCGCGCAAUCAUCUUUCGGGGGCCAGCAGACUGAAAGAUACCUAAAACGCUACAUCGAGAUCUUUCGGGAACACAGCUUUAGCAUUGCAUCUGUUUUCAAGAAUGUCAGCGCGAGCUUCAGCUCAACUGCUGCCGCUCUUGAUGACCAAGACCCGUUACAGCCUUUGCCGUCGACGCUCGCAACACUUCCUAUUCACUUGGUUGACUUGCUCCUCGAGACUUUGCAGACGUACUUGCCCACUGUGCAAGAUCAAGCGGCCCGUGAGAGCAUCUUGACGCAAAUGUUGUACUGCUCGGGUAGCUUGGGCAGACUUGGCGCUGACUUUGGAAUGCUUCUAGCCACGAUAGGCGUUGGCGAGUGGGUAGAUUUGGUGAAGCGCCACCGACUACUCGCAGGCCGUCUUGAGUCGGUCAUUGGUGACUACAAUCGCGGGCAACCUCGCACCCAUACAAGCACGCACUUGACUUUGACAUUGUCGCGGGGCACGAUGCAGAGUCGACAUUUCGUUUCUGGUCUUGGAUCGGGCAUCGCGUCGGCCGUGAUCUUGCAGCCGCUUGAUCUGUUGAAGACACGAAUGCAGCAGUCUGGGCGGUCCAAUCUUGCGCAGGCCAUCCGUGACUUGCGAGGAACAUCUGGUGUUCUCUCCGGGCUUUGGAGAGGCACCAUUCCAUCAGCCCUGCGGACUGGGCUCGGCUCAGCGGUGUAUUUCACCACGCUCAAUGCCAUGCGGCAAGAAGCUGCCAAGUCCACCCUUUUCGGGCGCCGUAACUCGCCAACUUCCGGUUCAUCGGCGCUGCCUACCUUGAGCAAUUCAGCAAAUCUCGUGUCGGGCGCAGCAGCUCGCACUUUUGCGGGUUUCAUUCUCAUGCCGCUCACAGUCAUCAAGGUCCGAUUCGAGUCUACCUAUUAUAAUUAUACCACGGUGUGGGCAGCAGCGAAGGGCAUCCGACAAGCAGAUGGCUUCCGAGGUUUCUUCUCAGGAUUCGGAGCAACAGCCUUGCGCGAUGCACCUUAUGCUGGCACCUAUGUUUUGGUCUAUGAGCUGCUCAAACCUAGGCUCGGGCGUCUGCUCUAUGGUCCGACCCGGGAUAGUUCUGAACCGACCGCUAUGCGUGCCUCCGUAUCAGGCUCUGUCAACUUCGCUUCAGCAACACUAGCAGCUGGCAUUUGCUCCGCCCUUUCCAACCCCUUUGAUGCAGUCAAGACGCGGAUCCAGCUUCAGCCGCAAAAGUACAAGAACCUCGUUCAUGCUGCACAAAAAAUGUUUGCCGAGGAUGGCUUCCGUUCAUUUUUUGAUGGACUGGCCCUCCGUAUGAGCCGGAAGGCUAUGAGCUCCGCGCUGGCGUGGACUGUGUACGAAGAACUGAUACGAAGAUCAGGCAUCUUGUAA